Molecule: messenger RNA, 2039 nt
Organism: Lethenteron reissneri (Far Eastern brook lamprey)
Lineage: Eukaryota; Metazoa; Chordata; Hyperoartia; Petromyzontiformes; Petromyzontidae
Product: delta(14)-sterol reductase TM7SF2-like
Biological process (GO): cholesterol biosynthetic process
Cellular component (GO): endoplasmic reticulum membrane; nuclear inner membrane
Molecular function (GO): Delta14-sterol reductase activity
Source: RefSeq, a predicted model, not a curated record
GGAAGGCGGCAAGCAAGAAAGACGCACUCGCCUGCCGGGUGGCCACUGUGGCCUCGAGAAGCAAGGCGCAUUCUUGAAGCAGGAGAAGAAAGCGGAGGCAAAGCGUGCGACUACGCCGUCCGCCAUCCCCAACACCGAGUGCGUUGUUGCCACUACAAUUUCAUCGGCAUGGUGGACUCAAAAAAAGAGACGCUGGCGGUUUCAUUUUACUCUGGAGGAUAUGCGAAGACGAUCAUCCGCAUCGUGAUGCUGCCGCUCGUGCCGCUGUUGCUCGUGCUGGCAUGCGACUCGCCGGACGGGGGCCUCCUGCAAGUGCCGCGGCUCCCCUGCUCGCCUCUCGAGCUCUGGGACGGAACCGCGUUCCUCGUCGUCCUCGGCUGGUGUCUCCUGCAGUGCGCCCUCUACUCGCUGCCCAUGGGCACGGUGGCAGAAGGAACACCAUUGAAAAGUGGGAAACGAUUGAAGUACAACCUGAACGGUGUACAGGCCUACCUCGCCUCCAUGGGGCUGGUCGCCCUGGCCUACGGUGCAGGGCUCGAUCUCACCAUCGUCGCGGAGCGCUACCUCCAGCUGCUCGUGUCCGCCAUCCUCUUGGGUGUCAUCGUCAGCCUCCUGCUCUACAUCAAGUCGUUCUCGGCGCCAAUCACGGAACUGGUGCCGGAGGGAAACACGGGGCGGGUGAUCAGCGAUUACUACAUGGGCCGCGAGCUGAACCCCAAGAUCGGAGAUCUGGAUCUCAAGUUUGUCUUCAUGAUGCGCGUUGGCUUUCUCAGCUGGGGACCUAUCCACGCCUGCAUGCUGGCCUGGGCAUUCAAGACGUAUGGAUACCUUCCAUUGCCUCUCAUCCUCAUCACGAUCUUCCACGUCACCUACGCGGCUGACCUUGUGCUCGAGGAGGAUUUUGACCUCACGACGCGUGAGAGCAUCUCGACGGGGCUGGGCUACGCGGUGGUGUGUGGGGAGCUGACAUGGGUGCCCUUCGUCUACAUCAUCCAGGCCUACUUCCUGCUCAGACAUCCACAGCCACUGUCCUGGCCAGGGGCAGCUGCUAUCGCAGCCCUCUUCUUCAUUGGAUUCUGGAUCUACAGAAGCUCCAACGCUGAAAAGAAUGGCUUCCGGAAAAACCCAAACCACCCCGACUAUGCGCACCUGCAGAAGAUCUCGACGGCGCACGGGAAGAGCCUCUUGGUAUCGGGCUGGUGGGGCUGGCUCCGGCACCCCAACUACCUGGGAGACAUCAUCAUGGCGGUGGCGUGGGCCCUUCCCUGCGGUGUGAGCCACCUGGCACCCUACGUGUACCUGUUGUUCUGCAUCACCAUAUUGGUGGAGCGCGACGCGGUGGACGAGGAGGACUGCCGGCGCAAGUACGGCCCCGCCUGGCUGGAGUACUGCCGCAGAGUCAAGUACCGUAUCGUUCCCUACGUCUACUGAUCUCACGUCGCCGUGGCUUCCGACGGGAUCCUGCCGGUGAACAUUGAUGGUUGCCGCGUCAUUGCUCCGCCAACGUCUACCGGUGCCCCCGAUGGAACGCUGCGCUACGCACGCACAAUACAUGUUCAGCUCCUUUGUCAAUCCAUUGUUGGAUGACGGCCUCCAAACCACAAUGUCCAUGAUCCCCACACCUUCAAAGGUAAAGGUGUCCCCCCCCCGAUAGCCGCACAGACUGCUGUGGCAAGUGCUGUUAGCGAGCACUCCACCUUCAUACACGCUCACACUCAAACACGCCAUAGAUUUAAGCAUGUAUGACUUACAAAGGCUGUUCGCGAACACCGGUUAGGAGCUGCACUGAGCAUGGGGAAGUGCUGUGGUCAGCACCAAGCCAGGCUGCCCUCGUACCCCCGGUGUUGAUGUUUACAUAGAUUACCAGGUCGUCAUUUAAAGGCUGAGUCAACCUGGGGGAGAUCCUGUACCAAUGCAGAUAUACAGUAAGCCCUCUCUAUCCGCGAGGGUUACGCUCUUGAAAACGAAUGCAGAAUUCGCGAAUUCAGAAACCUUCACAUGGGAAAAAUGGGGUUGUGUUCAUGUUACGAGUGAACAUA